Messenger RNA from Leopardus geoffroyi (Geoffroy's cat), 10449 nucleotides. RefSeq names its product katanin regulatory subunit B1 like 1 (gene KATNBL1). Gene Ontology annotation, molecular function: microtubule binding. Bases 166 to 1080 code for a protein of 304 amino acids. The record is from RefSeq and is a predicted model, not a curated record. Gene Ontology annotation, cellular component: nucleolus. The transcript has 10 exons. NCBI's taxonomy places the organism in Eukaryota, Metazoa, Chordata, Mammalia, Carnivora, Felidae.
GGGGGAGCUAUCCCGGCGGGCCGCGCGCGCGGCCGCGUUUGAAUGGCUCAGAGUGGGGCUCGGCCCGGGAGCCGAGGGACGGUCUAGGCUGCCGGGCGCAGCUCGUCAGCGCCGGGGCAGGGCUGAGGUGCCGCGGUACCAUGAGGCGCCGGUAUUUAAGAGAUUAUGGCAACUGAGGCCCACAAUGUUAAAAAACGAACCUUUUGUAAUAAUAUUGAGGAUCAUUCCACUGAUCUUCCUAGAAAAAGGAUCUCUAAUUUUACUAAUAAGAACAUGAAGGAGGUUAAGAAAUCUCCAAAACAGUUGGCUGCUUACAUAAAUAGAACAGUUGGACAAGCUGUGAAAAGCCCAGAUAAACUACGUAAAGUGAUCUAUCGCAGAAAGAAAGCGCAUCAUCCUUUUCCAAAUCCUUGUUAUAGAAAAAAACAGUCCCCUAGAAGUGGGGGCUGUGACAUGGCAAAUAAAGAAAACGAACUGGCUUGUGCAGGUCACCUGCCUGAAAAAUUACGCCAUGAUAGUCGAACAUAUUUGCUUAACUCCAGUGAUUCUGGUUCUUCACAGACAGAAAGCCCAUCAUCAAAAUAUAGUGGGUUUUUCUCUGAGGUUUCUCAGGACCAUGAAACAAUGGCACAGGUUUUGUUCAGCAGGAAUUUGAGAUUGAAUGUAGCUUUAACGUUCUGGAGAAAGAGAAGUAUAAGUGAACUUGUAGCCUAUUUGGUGAGGAUAGAAGAUCUUGGAGUUGUCGUGGAUUGCCUUCCUGUGCUCACCAAUAGUUUACAGGAGGAAAAACAGUACAUCUCACUUGGCUGCUGUGUAGAUUUGUUGCCUCUAGUCAAGUCCUUACUUAAAAGCAAAUUCGAAGAAUAUAUAAUAGUUGGUUUAAACUGGCUUCAAGCAGUCAUAAAAAGGUGGUGGUCAGAACUAUCAUCCAAAACAGAAAUUAUAAAUGACGGAAAUAUUCAGAUUUUAAAGCAGCAAUUAAGUGGAUUAUGGGAACAGGAAAAUCAUCUUACUUUGGUUCCAGGAUAUACUGGUAACAUAGCCAAGGAUGUAGAUGCUUAUUUAUUGCAGUUGCAUUGAGAGACUAUCUACUAAAAAGAGCAUUUGAUUAUUCAAAACGUCCCCAGACUAAGAUUUCCAAAAAAAAAAAAAAAAAAACAAGUCUCCUUUGAGAACUGUGAACUGUGGAAGAAAUCAAAACUUUUUUUUUCUUAAAAAGCCACACGUGAAACCACUAAUGAAACCCUAACAAUCUGCUUCACAUUGAAGUGGAAAAAUGUACGAAAGGAGCAGCUUCAACUUCAAUGAGGUGAAAGUGCACUAUGAAGAUUGUUCCCCUUUGCUGCAUUUGGGACUUAUAUGGUUAUUUGGUAACAUUGUUUAAGAACUACUGGGUCUUAAUGCAAUACUGCAUAAGAAUAUAAUUUAUACUAUGUCAGAAAGAAGACAGUACUUAUCACUAGGAAUCACAAAGACCAAUCAUCGUUACUUUUUUGAAGAUUGUGUUUUAUAAGAAAACACUUAAGUGUGUGCAGCUAUUUUCUUAUUUUGAAAAGACUUUGCAAGUUUAAAACGUCAUAGAAAAUAAUCAGUACUAGAAAUUUGUUGUCCACACUGAGAUACUGUGUAUACAAGAUGCCUUAAUUAUUAAUAAGCCAAUGUGUCUGAUAUGAAUAUCUGUUUAAAAAAUUAACAUCAAACAUGCUUUGGCAUGAUAAAAUCAUGGAAUUAAAUCAGGGGUUUCCAUUCAUGUAGAACGUUGUUGCUAAAACUUACUCCAUACCAUUUUUAAAACUUGAGAAUAUUUUUAGUAUCUCUGAUUUUUCUUUGCCAGAAUCAUUGUGUCAUGUGUGUAUGUGUUAUUGCUAUAUAAAAGAAAAGGUGAAUAUGUAUUUGUAUGAAUGCUUAACUAGAAAUGUCCGUGGAGUUAGCUAAUUUAUAUUCACUUUUUAUUGUAUAUAGAUUUCUAAUAUUUUCAGUUCUGUAUCAUUUAAGCUUUCUUCAUUUGAGUAAAUUCACUAAAUAUUUCUAUUUUUUGCUUUUUUAAAUUCUUUUAUAUGACUUCUAGUUCUUUUUCACUACUCAUGUUUUAAAGAAUUACAUACAGUGCUUUAGAAAUGUUUACAGUUAGUGCUGACCUUGUGUUUUAAAUUCCAACACUUUACUACCUCCUCCAAUGGUUGGUAUGAAAUGCCAGCAGACUGUAUGAGGUCUUUUUUUUUCUUUUUUUAAGUAUAUAUCUACUAUAUCUACUAUAUAUUUAGUGUCAGUGAACCCACUUCUGGAAUGUCUUAACAGCUAUAUAUCGCAUCUUGAAAGUGAUUGGGGUUUAAAUACCACUAUUGGUGGUUCAUGCAUCAUCUCAUCUUUAUAAGCCUGAGAGGCAUCUGAGCAAAGAUUUUUAGUAAUCGAAUUUCUCUGCAGUAAUCUUUCAAGCACUUGAAUAUAAAUCUUUAGCAUUUAUCCAGUUAGCCACUACUGAUGUGAAUUCAAAACAAAUAACUUUUUUGCUUUAAAAAUGUUAUGUUUUACUGAAUUCUCUAUUUUUUGUGUAGCUGUAUUUCAUAUAGCUAUGCAUUCCUCACAGUGAACAUCCAUUUUUGGUUAUUUUCUUAAGUCUUUAGAAUAAUUUAAGAUUACUGCAUUUCUGUGAUUUGAGAGUUGAGUUUUUUAAGCAUAUUGUUUUUCAGGAGGUGGGAAUUUGAAUCGUAAACCUGCGUCAUCUCUGUAAAACCUUAAGAUGAUGAAAUAUAACCUUUCAUUGUUCCUAUUCCUUUAGUUACCACUGUCUUAUCUAACAGUUUGAACCAGUUAACUCAGUUGGAGUGUGGUGCUAAGGAGGCUAAAGACAGGAGUUCAGUCCUUUCAUAGGUUCACUAACUUGGCACACUUACACAGAUUCGUGGCUACAUAUUGCAACUUCCUUAGGUAUAUGUCUUUCAAAUUCAGCUUUUAGUCACAAGGAAGAUGGUGUGUAUAGCUUAGCAUCAACCUUUCACCUCAAAUGGAAAGACAACUCAAAUAAUUGGUAUAUGUGAUAGUAUACACUUCUAAUAUUUAAAAUAAACAAUAUUAAUCAUGUAAUAUUAAUACUGUAAUUAUGUCACUAUAAUUUUCUGUGGGUAAGAUCAUUUUCUAAACACUAUCUUGUAAAAAUCAAAUUUUAACAAAUUAAAACAUGGUAAGAGUAGGUAAUAUCCUGUUAACAGUGGGUUCUUGUGCCUAAGUUUGGGUUUGUUAAAGGAGAAUAGAGAACACUUCAUUUUAUGUACUCGGAGCUAUAUAAGGCAACAGAGUCUUUAGCUCACAAAUAUUCAGUAGCACACACCCCUAAUUUCUGUUUUUGGCCUUUACAGUUUUUGUUAGUACCUACCCUUCUCAGUUACUGAGUUAUGAUUAGUAUUAUUUUUACUACAGUUUUUAGAUUUUUGGGUAAAAGAUGUUAAAUAAGUAAAUAUUGUUGAACACUUUGGUUGCUGUUAAGUCUUUCUCAUGCUAUUUAAUCAGAACAGUGUUGAUCUCCAGAAAGAGCCAAAGAAAGUGUUUACAAAGUAUUUUGGCUGUUGUAUUGACCUAGAUUAGGACAAUUGGUGUCUGUCAUUGCUCAUUUGUUAUUGUGCUGCUAAGAAUUAUACAGAACCGAGGGACUACCCAAGGUCUCUAUGCCUUUUUACCUCUUCUACCUUCUUAGGUGUUCUGUACUUGAUGUUGCUAACUUUGCAGGUCUAGGGACAGGAAGUGUAUUUAGGUGAUAGAGGGUUAUAAUCAAAUAAUUUGCUUCCACUAGGGAUAAAGUGAAUGGAUUUUGUAAUGAAUGGUCAUGAUCAGAAUAAGGGUUAAAAGUUAGGAAACAAGCUUAAUCAGAUUUUUUUUUAAUUAAUCUUUUGGCAGUAAUUUCAAAAGUAAUUGACACAGAUUAUUUACUUGAAUCCUGAGAUGUGAGGAUUUGAACAUAAAUACUGUAUCCACUUUGGGGAAUCAAUAAUAUUAGCACUAAGCCCUCAGGGCUACUGAGGAAUUAAAUCUUAAUGCCUUUAAACAUUCUUGCUACUUGCUAUGUCCUAAUCUUAAAAAUGGUCAUGUGGAUUCAGAGCUACCUUUCUGGCCUUGAAAUAGUAAUUUUCUCAAACUUAGAACAUUUCUUUUUUUGGCAAGUUGUUAAUUUAACUAACAUUAAUGGAAAACUAAUUUGAGUAAUGAUUAUUAGCUAUUAAAUGCUGAUAAUAGGAAUCAUAUUUAAAUAUUUAGUUUCUUAAAUUAGUUAAAGAGUUUGACAAAGCAAAAUUUAAGUUAAUAUUUUAGCCGUCAUUCCCAGUUAUCUUCCUGUUUAAGAACAAGAUGGUAAUGUCAGUUGCCUUUGUUGAUUUAAAGAAAGAAAAAAAAAAUCACAAACAGCUGACUUGAUUGAUACAUUUGGAUGCAUUACUUAUCUUUCAAUACGUUUACUUUCUUGUUACUUCAAAUGGAAAUAGUAUUGCUGGACAUUUGUUGGCAGGUAUUUACUCUUAUUCUUCCUCCCUUAAUUUCUAAUUCUGACUAUGAAAACUGUCAUAAAAUUUGUGACCAGCUAUUCCCACUCAUUUCUUAUUCUGUAACAAGAAUAUAGAAUAAAAAGUUCAUCCCUGAACACUGUAUUUCUAAUUUGUAAGAUAGCUUGAUUGAUUCAGUAACAGCACCAAGUAUAACAAUAAAAACAAACGCUGCGUAUUAUAUGCGCAGUAUAAUGAGUAUAUUUUCCAGUGCUGUACUUAAAAUAAUAUUUAAAAAUUUUUUUAAUGUUUAUUUUUGAGAGACAGAACGUGAACAGGAGAGGGGCAGAGAGAGAGGGAGACACAGAUUCCAAAGCAGGCCUCCAGGCUCUGAGCUUCAGCACAGAGCCUGAUGUGGGGCUCAAACUCACAAGCUGUGAGUUCAUGACCUGAGCCGAAGUCAGAUGCUUAACCAACUGAGCCACCCAGGCAGUCCUUAAAAUAAUAUUUAAAAUAUUGUAGUCAUGGGGCGCCUGGGUGUCUCAGUCAGUUAAAUGUCCAACUUCAGGUUAUGAUGUUGCAGUCUGUGAGUUCGAGCCCUGUGUGGGACUCUGUGUAGACAGCUCAGAGCCUGGAGCCUGAUUCGGAUUCUGUGUCUCCCUCUCUCUCCCUCCUCUCCCCUCCCUCUCUCUGUCCCUCCUUCCCUUUCUCUUUCUCUCUCAAAAAUAAAUAAAUAUUAAAAUAUAUAUAAAUUACACUCGUAUUGUCCUCUGGGUCAGAGCAUUGACCUAACAGCAUCUGCUAAAAUCAAACUUCAGUAAAAAUUAAGUAACACAAACGAAAUGUAGUAUAUACCACAGUAUUUUCUCUAAUAGACUGUAAUUAAUUGUAAAACACAAUUACUGUGUACCAAUAGUUGUAUGAAAGGGCAGCCCCAGACUGCCAGUAUUUUUCGUAGCAAAGCUUGUUAUAUUUUAUUUCUUUGAUAAACAGAAUUACUGUUACCUAAACUGCAGAGUUUUCAAAUGAUAGAUGCCAGGAGUCUAGAUGAGGAUCCAGCCCCAAGUACACUUGAACUAGUAUUGAUUUUUACUUAUCCUUUACAAUAUUCUGUAUUUUCAUUCAGAUUUAAACCAGAUUUUUUUUUUUUUUAAUGUUCUGAACCUGGCCAAGACUUUUGUCACUACAAAUUUAUACCAAGUCUGAGAGUAGUUAUCAAAAUAUUUUCUAGGAUAAGAAAGAGUUGUCAGUGGGACUCCUGGAAUACACUGAAUUGCCAGAAUUACUUGCUUCUAGAAUUAACUGUGUUGUAUUUAUCAACCAAACCUGCAGCAUGGAGCCUGGAUCAGAAUUAGACCUUCCAGAAGUCAGGAGGAGAGUUGGCAUUCAUUUACUUUUCUGCUUUGAUUUUAAAAGAGCAAGAGAAAAGAAAAAACUUCAUUAGCCCUUUGUAUAAAAUUAGUUAAACUAGGUGAAUGAGGACCUAACUCACCUCUCAAUUGCCCUGAAGUACACUCAUCAGUUCCUUUGUAUAUAAUUGUAUCUUAGGCUCAACAGCAAGAGAAGUGAAGGUUGAUAUUUUUCCUUUAGGCAAAUUCUGAAGCUUACAAAAAGGUUUAGAAGAGGCCUAUCUUUCCCUGUAGCCAUCCAGAUUCCUUUUCCUCUACUUAGAUAAGAAAUCAGUAAAGGGUACAACCAACUCACUUUUCAGUUUCUUCUUUUGAAGGCUCCUCUGCCUGUCCUUUAGGCAUUGGUUGGUGUUCAAGGUUUUGUUUUAAGGUCUCUUCUCACUCUACCAGUUCCCUGAAAAACAUUUUUAUUCCCAUGGCUUCCUUUACUAUCUACAUUAAGUAUUCUCACUGUAGGGGUAGAAGGGAGACAAUUUUUUGGUCAAUCAAAUGGACAUGUUUUUUUUUUAAGGUUGUGAAAACACUGAACUGUAUAUUUAUUAUUCUGAAAUACAUAUCUUGCCCUAAUCUCUCAGCUCAUAAAUUAUAUAUGCAGCUGCCUACUGGGAACAUCCGUUGGGACAUCUUUUAAGCAUAUUAAAUUCAGUAUAUCCAGAAUUGACCUCAUUCUCUACUUCCACUCCCCUCCCUUCUCCCUACUCAUCCUCAACUCCUCUCCAGGGACACAAGUUAUUCUACUUGGGUCCUGGGUUUCCAUUCUCACUGAAUACCCCUAAUAUCAACAAUUCUCAAGCCACAGAACUCUGAAUCAUCUCCAGAUCACUCCUUAAAUCCUGUUGGUGCAACCCCCUCAAUUUCAUUUUUCUCUUGCUCUCCACCUCUCCUGCCAUUAUCUUAGUCUAUAUUAUUCAACAGCCUCCUGACUGGUCUCUUGCAUUGGUACCGUAGGUCUAUAUGCUAUCCUCCACACACCCUGCCCCAGAAUAGUCUAUAAAGCACAAAUUUUAUACCUUAAAGGCCUCUUAGUCCAAAUGGUAUGAUUUACAAUCUGUUGACCACACCUCCAGGUAGAAUGAACUUGUUUGAGUUUCUGGGAAAACUGUAAAUGCUAAAAACGUUUUUUGCAAAUGCAUGGUUUGCCUGAACAUUCUUCCCCAAAUUCACCCAUUUCUCAUUUCUUAACCUUCAGGUCUCAGCUGAAACAGUUUAAACACCUCUUAAAACUGUUAAAGGUAUCUGUUAUGCACUCAUCUUAACCCUCUUCUCCUAACACUACUAAAGCAUCAGUGUUUUCUGAUUGCUAAGUCUUCCCAGCUAUAUUGAUAACUUAAUGAGGCCAGAGACUGUGUUCUCUGUUGCCUCUCCAGUACCGAACAUAAAGCCUGGCAAGCAGUAGGCAUUAAUUCUUAUGAAUAAAUGCAAGGAUGUGGCACCUUUGGGCAUACAUUGUAUGAGGGAGUAAUUGAAUAAUCCAAAGCUAUUUGUGGUAGCAGCUAAACAUAAUUUUAGAAGAAAAAUAUCCAGUUUUCUUCUCACUUUUUGUUUUAGGAAAUUGCUUUAUAUAUGUUCAUGCUACAAUAGAAUAAAACCUUAGCUAAAAUGUGUUUGAUUCCUAAAGGUUGUAACAUUUGUUUUUCUAUUGUAUGGUUUCUACAUUUUCACACAAGAUCCAUGGAAGAGAAGACCAUCUAUGGGGCGCCUGUGGGGCCAUCUAUGGGGAGCUCUAUCGGUUCUCUUGAUUUUGCCUCAGGUCAUGAUCUCACAGUUCAUGGGUCAGGCCCCCUGGCCGGCUCUGUGCUGACAACAUGGAACCCGCUUGGCAUUGUCUCCCCAUCUCUCUGCCACUCCUCCCUUUCAUGCACGCUCUCUCUGUCUCUCAAAUAAAUUUAAUGUUUAAAAGGGAGAGGACCAUCUAUAAAGUGCAUAGUGAAGGUAUUUUCGUGUAAUGUGUAAAAACAUACAUUUUCUUGGAAUUUAGGGGGUCUCUUUGGGGUUUUGUGUUUCUCUUCAGCUUUUAUCUUAAAAUAAUUGAGAAUCAUGUGAGGUACAGUAUUUUUCUCUUAUAAGUUUCUUUUUUAAAUUACAAAAGAAGUUCAUACUUAUUUUUAAAAAUAUCCAUAUCCAUAAUGUCAUCCACAUAGAAGAACCAAUGUGUCUGUCCUUCCAUAUUCUGUGUGCAUGUAUAUUUUUAAUGCACAUAUUUAAACCGUAUAUACUGAUAUUUGGCAUCUUGUUUUCUACUUUCCAUACACUGAAAAAGCUUGAAGGUAACUGAAAAACUUUUUUUGCCUGUUUAAGCUAUAUGUUCUGAGCAGUUAAUUUCUGUAGAGAAAUUGGAAGUAGUCAAAGAAUUUUGAGAAUUACUUUUGAAGCAUUCUUAGUAUAGGAUUCUGUUUUCUUUGACUAUUGCUAAUUAUUACCUAAUUUUUAAAACAUUUAACAUUUUAAAAAUGCUAACAUUUAAAAAAUGCUAGCAAGAGGGCUUAUAAGAAAAAACAAUUUCUCUAUUUUGAAAAGGAAUAGGUGUGUUUAAAUGAUUUUAAGUAGGGGCGCCUGGGUGGCUCAGUCGGUUAAGCGUCCGACUUUGGCUCAGGUCAUGAUCUCACAGUUCGUGAGUUCGAGCCCCGCGUUGGGCUCUGUGCUGACAGCUCAGAGCCUGGAGCCUGUUUCAGAUUCUGUGUCUCCCUCUCUCUCUCUGCCCCUCCCCUGUUCAUGCUCUGUCUCUGUCUCAAAAAUAAAUAAACAUUUAAAAAAGUAAAUAAAUGAUUUUAAGUAAUUAGGAACAAAAUUUCAACUUCCGUUGUAGUGUAUUUCUUCUAGCCAUCAAACAUAAUUUUCUAAAUGAGGUCACCCUUUAUUUCUGAAACUGAUAAUGUUAAUACUAUGACUAUUGAGUCAGUAUAGAGGUAAGAUAUAAUUUUUAAGAUUCAGCCCUUUUCCGAAUAAAUCAAUUCCUAAUAAACUGACUCUCAAAAUAUUUUCUAGACUCUAAUGAAGUGCUUCUAACUGAAUAAUUUUCUCUAGUGACUAAUUUUUUUAAGAUUCUAUAUUCUUAAUUAAAAAGUAAUCAUUGCAUAGUGUUGUGGAGGAAAGUCACAUAAUGCUAGAAAUAGAGAAAAAUGGUAAAUAACAGGUGAAUAAUAGGAAGAGAGGUAGGUAAAGCUAAUAAUUAUACACAUACUCGUAUGUAUUAAAAAUGUGAAAUUCUCCUAUGCCUGGGAUUGACCUAUUAUCCAAUGCUAUAAUCAACCAUAAAGAUUAUUAUAUCUUUAUAUGGAAUAAAAGGAGGUGGAUUUUCUUAUAAAUGGGUGUACUAAUGAUUUUUGCUGAAUUCUAUAGCAUAUAAGUGUUUUUAUACUACUAACUAGGUAAAAUUCCUUGGUCUUUGUUAAUUCUAAGAUCACACUUUACAUUGGCUUGCUUUUGCAACCAUUUAAAUGUUUUUUUGUUUUUUUUUUUUUUUUUGAGAAAAAGCGCAUGCACACACAAGUGGGGGAGGGGCAGAGAGAAGGAGAGGGGGAGAGAGAAUGAAUGAAUGAAUGAAUGAAUGAAUGAAUGAAUGAAUUCCAUGCAGGCUCCACAGCACCCGAUGUGGGCUUGGACACACAAACCUUGAGAUCAUGACCUGAGUCAAAACCAGGAGUCAGACACUUAACCAACUGAGCCACCCAGGCACCCCUAAAUAUUUGUUUUAAAGAACAGCAACAAAACUUUAUUCUCCACAUUAUCUGUAAAAACUGUUGGUGAUUUGUCCAGGUAUAGUUUUGUUUGAACUUACUUAGACAAUUAACAGCUAAACAGAUCAACAAAAAUUUUUAGCACCCUUCUAAUUGAUGAUUUUAAAAUGAUUUAUUUGGUUAUUUAUAAACUUUAAAGAUAAAUUUAAUUACAAAUGACUAUGUAGCAGUUGAAACAAAAUAAACCUAACAUGUUAGGCUUUGAAGAACAUCUGAUAGUAUUGAUCCAGGGCCAUGAACAAUUGUUGCCUUAGUCUAAUAAUCAUUUCUGCUUUUCAGAAUUUAUGUAAUUAAUGUGUGUAAUGACUUCAUCCUACAAAUCUUCAAAAUAUGAAAUAGCAAAAGUUUGCUUUAAUUAAAAAGCUUUUGAUGAUAAUUAGAAACUAUAUUUGGUAAAAUUAUUCAUCUGAAGUAUUUUUCUAUAAAUUAUUUAAAUACUGACAUAAGUUGGGAAUUAAAUAAUGAAAGCCAUAGCAGUUAGGAUAACUGAUGUGUGUUUGCUGUAGUUUUCAAAAGAGUAACCAGUGUUUUAGAAUAGCAGUAUUACACUGUUUAUCUUAAAGUUUUCUUGGGCAAAUGAUAUACUUUUGUAAUUUGAGCUAAAUGAAAAUAACAUGACUUUCUUUUUCUGUUAUCGUUUUUAGGUAGUGGGACCUAAUAAUUCUUUGAAAAUAUAAAUUGCUUUGGGAGGAGUCAGUUACAAGUUUUGUGUUUAAAUGACAUAAAACUUAGUGCUUUUUCUUUUAAUUCAGCUGUCGACCAGUGUGAUAUUUGAGGAACUGCAUUGUGUCCUUGAAAUCAAAUACUUCAAUUAAAAGAUAUUUAUAAAAUAUA